ACCUCCACGCGGUGAGAUCUGGGUCGGUACUACUUGCGGUAUAUAGAAUUUUAAACUUAAAUCAUAUGCAAAUAUAUGUUAUACCGCAAAUACUACCGAGCGAAUGGCUGCACAUCUUUAUGCGUUUCGAAAAUGUUUUUCUUUCAUAUUUUACUAGAUAUUAAAUUACUCUAAUUUUACAUUGUUAAUCAUGCGUCAAUAUAUAACCAGAUUAGAUUUUUUUUUUUGUUAUUAUUGGAGAUUUAAAUUUUAUUUUGAUUUUCAAAUAACAAAAAUAAAAAUAAUAUAAAAGAGUAGAAUUGCCGUUAAUCUGUAUAUAUAGUAAUCUCCACAUGGUAAGGUUUGAGGUUACUUAAUAUUACUUUUGAUGUAAUGUAUAUUAUAUUUUAUAUUUUAUGCAUUCCAUCACAAGUGAUAUGGACUGCUUAAAUAUUUUUUAGCUAUUUGUUUAUUUGUUGUAAAUUUAACUAGAAAUAAAAUAUAUAAAAUUUGUACAAUUAACGAACACUUUUCAAUUAAUCUGAGAAGUAUAAUUUAGAAUAUAAAUUUUUUUUGUUUUUAUCAGAUGUAUUACUAUUUUUAUUAUAUAUACAAAAAUGUUUAUCAUAUAUAGAUUGUUAAGUAUUACGUAAAAGAGAUAUAUAUAAUUUAUAGCUUAUACAUUAAUGCAAUAGUUUCUCUAUUAUGCUUGUAGUUCAUAUUUUGUCCAUACUUGUCGCUGAAGUCAUUUAAGCUAUGAGCAAAAAAUGAUGAACAACCUUAAUUAUUGUAUUGUUUAUAUAUAAAUAAUAAAUCAUUUCUAAAGUCAAAUAUUGGUAUUAAGUCUGUGAUAUUUAUUAUUUUAACAAAAAUUUAUUUAAAAAAAUUUUAGUAAAUAGCAAUAUACAAUCAUAAUAAAAAUGGUUGAUCUUGAAAAAUAUAAAACCAAUAUAAGUUUACCAAAACGAUUACAAUCUCCCGAUCCCAAAAAUGAAAAAAAUGAAAAAAUAAGUGGACCUGUUAUUAUUAAUAUGCAAAAAGCUUUUUAUGAUUUAAAAAUUUCCGAUAUAAAUAACAGAAUCCAGAGGUUACAAGAACGAAAUAAUGAACUUACAGAUAAUUGCGAAGAGAUAAAUUUACUUCUAAUUUCAACGGAUGCAGAAACUGCAAAUGAAAUUACCCAAUUGACACGAAAUUUGUCUAACGAAGUAACAAAAUUAGAAGAAAAUAAGAACACACUGAGUAUUCUAGAGGAAGGGAUAAUAAAUGAUAAAUUUUCUCAUAUUAACAAAAUGAAUUCUUUAAAUGAUAAAUAUACAAGAAAACGUUUAGAAUUAAUAUCAUUAAUUAAACCAUUAAGUAAUUAUUUUUAAUAUUAUUCUAUUUCUGUAUUUCUUUACAUAAAUAUGAAUACUGAAGCAACAAUAUAUACAACUUUAGAAUACAUUAUUAGAUGCAAAGAUAAAUAUGUUGGAAAACUAUAGAAAGUCACAAUCAGUUCUUCAAGAAAAAUUAGAAAAUAAAAACAUUUUUAUGCAACAGGAGGAAGAAAAAGUGGAACAACAAAUACAACAAAUUCAAUCGAAAUUUAAAUUUGACAGAGAAAAGCUUAAAAAGGACAUGUACAAUCGCCUUCUUGAUUCAGCUGGAAUUUUUCAAAUGGAAAUUUCUAAAUGUAUACAAGAACCUAUUCAUAAACUUGUAAGAGAAAAUAUUAUGUUAAAUAAUUAUUUAACUGAAAUUAUGAAUGGAAGUCUUGUUGAAAAAGAAAUAUUUAAAAAUUCCAAAUAUAUGAAGGAUGUACUUCUUAAGAAAAAUAAAUUAAGUUAUUUAGAUACCAGAUAUAAUAUAAAAGUUUUUAAAAUUCAAAAUCAUCUUUUGAAAUCCUUAAAAGAAGUUCAUAGUGAUAUAGAAAGACAUUUAAUUAAUUUCAAGGUUUUAAGUCCUAAUCUAGAGAAAGAUUUGAUUAAUAGAGAUUAUGCACAAAAACAAACCAAUAUUUCUGAAGUACGUGUAAAAGAAUUGGAAAUAAUGUUGUACAAAGAGAGGAUAGAAAUUAGUACUUUAAAAUAUAUACGAAAAAAGAUACAAUGUAAAAUUAAAAAAUGUAGGGAAACACUUUAUGAUGUUAAAUAUGCUGUAAUAUGUGCACUACAGAUGGCAAAUAGCGACUCUAAGUUUGCACAAGUGGAUAAAAAAAGUUUGUUGCUACAUUUACAAAAUAUUAUUAUAGAAGGUCAAGCCUACAUGUCAAAUAUUAUAAUUAAAUCGAUGGAAUCUAUACUGGAAUCAAGUAAUGUGUAUAUCUAUGGAGAUCUUGGAUUUGAACCAACAUCUAUUAAAUUAAGAGAAUCGACUCAGAUAGUAGAAAAUGAAAUAUUUACACCAAUCAUCUCAGAAAUUUUUAGUAUAAAAGAAUUGGAAGAACAAUCAAAAGAAGAUUUAAUAAAAGAUGAAAGUUUAACUAUAUUCGAGGCACCAACAGUUAAAGAACUUAUUGAAACUAAAUUUUCAAGUACAGAGGGUACAAUUUCUGAAGAAUUUGAAGUAACAGGAAUUGACAAUGAUGAAAUUUAAUAUGACUGAAAAUAGUCGAAAUUUAAUAUGUAUAAAAAAUAUAUGAUAAAAUAAAUUUAUAUUGAAAUUAUUAA
Vespa velutina is the source of this 2630-nucleotide messenger RNA. RefSeq lists its product as uncharacterized. Bases 1447 to 2556 code for a protein of 369 amino acids. The transcript has 7 exons. Lineage: Eukaryota; Metazoa; Arthropoda; Insecta; Hymenoptera; Vespidae. The record is from RefSeq and is a predicted model, not a curated record.